This is a messenger RNA of Centropristis striata (black sea bass), 2214 nucleotides long. RefSeq names its product odorant receptor 131-2-like. The transcript is spliced from 3 exons. Gene Ontology annotation, cellular component: membrane. Gene Ontology annotation, molecular function: G protein-coupled receptor activity. Lineage: Eukaryota; Metazoa; Chordata; Actinopteri; Perciformes; Serranidae. Gene Ontology annotation, biological process: G protein-coupled receptor signaling pathway. Bases 123 to 1088 code for a protein of 321 amino acids. The record is from RefSeq and is a predicted model, not a curated record.
AACCACAACUGAUCUACCUGCACCACAACGUCCCCUUGGUACCAUGGAUCAUCAUCAGCUCACGUUGACCCAGCUGAGUGUCUGAGUGAUUCAGACAGGACUGAGCAGGUGUGGUGUUUAAAAUGCAGAAUCUGACUGAAUUUCCAGGCAAUGGAACUUCCCACAAUAGACUGUCUGUGGUCAUCAAGGUGUGUGUGGUUAUCCCCUUCUUCUGCGUCUUCCUCUGCCUCAUUGUUGUCAUGCUGCACAUCUUUGCCUCUCACAGGCAGUUCCUGGACAGCACACGUUACAUCCUGUUUGCCAACAUGCUAAUCAAUGACACUCUCCAGCUCUUGUCCUCUGUGCUGCUCUUCCUCUUCUUCAUGGGCCAAGUGAAAUUUGCUCUUGUCUACUGUGUUCCUCUGCUGUUCUUUUCCACUGCGACCUUCCAGAACACACCUUUAAUCCUGGCCACCAUGUCACUGGAGCGUUAUGUUGCCAUCUUCUACCCCCUGCAGUGCCCGGCCGCCUGGCGAUCAGAUCGGAUCUGGAUCAUUAUUCUGUCCCUGUGGCUCAUCAGCUGUAUCUCCCCUUUAAUUCUUUUUUCCAUCGGCAAAAGUGAUCCUGCCGUAGAUAUCCUUUCUACCCCUGUGUUUUGCAAAGUUUCCCGUGUUAGCUCAUCUCCAAUCCAGGGAUUGUUCCGAGCUGCUAUAGAUAUUUUCUUCUUUGCAGUUGUGGCUGUUGUCAUCCUCUUUACAUACGUGAGAAUCUUACUGGAAACAAGGAAGCUGAGACAAGAUAAAGUGUCUGUGAGCAAAGCCAUGCACACUGUGCUGCUCCACGGUUUUCAGCUGCUGCUAUGCAUGUUGGCCUUCACACAGCCCAUCAUUGUGACUCUCAUUGUGCUGCAUGCCAACUGGUUGCCUGAGCACAUCUCCUUUUUUUUUUUUUUCUGUUUCAUCGUUAUUCCCCGCUUUCUCAGCCCGCUCAUUUACGGCUUUAGAGAUCAGAGUCUCAGGGCCUGCAUUGGGAAAAAAUUCCUCUGCGGCUCAAACAAAGUCAAACCCAGUGUUAGAGGCAAGCUGCAGGACAACUUGCUUGCUUCUUGAACUGACUAAUAUAGUUUUGACAGAGAUCUUAAACGUAAUGUUUCAUGUUUUUGUGAUGUUGAACAGGUUCCUUUGUUUAAGUGUCUAGAAAAGUGCUAUAUAAUUCAAUGCAUUAUUAUUAUUAUAACUAGUAUUGCCUGUUGCAGUCAGUAAUGUGUUAUGCUGUUGAACUAAGUGGAAAAGGUGUGAUAAUUUUGGUGGUCUAUUGUGGAUGCAGGAAGAUAUUCUGUUCUCUAUUGUGGACUUUCAGUCAGCACCAUCAGACCUGAAGCAAAAGCUAUUGUCACUAGCUGGUUACAGGAGCUUGGAAGCUCUUCAUCAAUUUACAGGGAUGUGUUGAUAUUUAGAUUUGUACUUAAAUAACAAAACUUGAAUAAUAAUUGUUAAUUGGUUAAAUUCGUAAAAUGCUGGAGAGUCCUGGAAAUAUUUCGUCAUGAAACAGGUAUUAAAUUGCAUUCAUGUGGCAUUAAAAAGUCUCAAAAUUAAUCUAGUGACUUCUGCAGUAGCCUUAUUGAAAUAAUUGCUGUGUGUCAAUCUAAAAAUGUACAGGCUUUUUUGAAACAUUAGUGAAUAAGAGAACAGCUAAAUUUAAUCUCACUGAAUGAUGAAUUGAUUAAACCUCUGCUAACCUCUGCUGCUCUGUAAAAUGCAGUCAUGACCCUCUGAUCUGUGGAUACAUUGGCACUGUUUUUUGAGACAUGAUCCACAGUUGUUAAACAUAAACCAAGCAGUGACCGUGUUUCUGUGCCAGCAGCAUCAAUAAUGAUUACUCAAUUAUUUAAUAUUUGCAGUUCACAUAAUAAGAGAUGAGAUAUCUGUAGAUGACAUCAUUCGAUUUUUGUGCAGUGGCCGUUUUUCAGAAUUAACAAUGAUUACUCAGUUGUGUAAGUGAAUUUAAGGCAUCUUGUUCUAAGAUUCAACCUUUAAUUUCCUCAAUAAGCAAAAUAAAAUGCAUGAUUUAUGAUCAUCUGUGUGACUGGGUUUCAGGCCAGUCAGUGCUUCUGACCUUGUGUAAUCCACUGUUAAUAGCAAAUGUUGUAUAUUUUAAAAGGUUUUUUUGCACGCACAAUUUAGUGUGAUGUUUACAGGUCACCAUGUCAUGGUGAUGACAAUGUUUAUGUCAGAA